GAAGAAGGAGGAGCUUCGCGCCGCAUGGAGGACACGGAGAUGACGAGCGCCGAGCAGCAGGACGAGGAGAUGCUGGUGCAGCGCGAGGACAGCGGCGCCGGCGGCGGCGAGCGCCAGAUCCAGAUCCACCCGCUCGUGAUCGUGAACGUCGCCGACCACCAGACGCGGCAGAAGUGCAACUCGCAGCUGAGCCAGACGGAGGCGCCGCAGGUCAUCGGCGCGCUCUUCGGCAUCCAGAAGGGGCUGGACGUGGACGUCUACGACUCGUUCGAGAUGAAGUACGACGUCGGCAGCAGCGGAGAGAUCCAGAUCGACAAGGAGUUCCUCACCUCGCGCAUCCAGCAGUUCUCGCAAGUUUUCCCGGGCUUCGAGCUCCUGGGCUGGUACACGGUGGGUGCGAAGGUGCUCCCCAGUGACCUGGCGGUGCACCGCGUGGUGAUGGAGUUCAACGAGAGCCCGCUGUUCAUGAUCUUGGACCCGGAGUCCAAGGGUCCGAGUACCAAGAAGAAGCUGCCGAUCUCGCUGUUCGAGUCGGAGCUGCACAUGCUGAACGGCGUGCCCAAGAUGAUCUUCGUCAAGGCGCCUUUCAAGAUCGACACGUCCGAGACAGAGGGUAUCGCUAUCGACCACAUCUCGAAGAUUGCACCCAUCGGCGACGCCAGCAAGUCUACCUUGCACCCGUACCUGGGCAACGUCCGAGACGCCGUCAAGAUGCUGGACCGGCAGGUGGACGUGCUACUGCGCUUCUUGCAGGCUAUGAAGAACGGCGAGGCGCCGCUGGACCACAACCUGCUGCGCCACAUCUCGAGCAUUUGCAACCAGCUGCCGGCGAUGACGUCCGAGCACUUCGACGCGGCGUUCACGCAGGAGUACAACGACGCGCUGCUGGUCUCGUACCUGGCCACGCUCACGAAGGGCGCCACGAACGCCAACACGGUGGUGGACCGCUUCGCCGCCACGCAAGAACGUCACCACCAGCGCGGCACGUUGCUAUGAUCGCGACGUCGCGGCGCGUCGGCGACAACAGCCGUCAAGCGCAGUUGAAGUGGUUUUAUGAAUUAGGACGUUGAAUCAAACCUAAAUCUGGGGGUCUCAAAUAAUUUGGAACGCCGGA
Messenger RNA from Phytophthora sojae, 1114 nucleotides. RefSeq lists its product as hypothetical. Gene Ontology annotation, biological process: protein deneddylation. The transcript is spliced from 4 exons. Gene Ontology annotation, molecular function: metallopeptidase activity; protein binding. The coding region runs from base 25 to 996 and encodes 323 amino acids. The record is from RefSeq and is a predicted model, not a curated record. Lineage: Eukaryota; Oomycota; Peronosporomycetes; Peronosporales; Peronosporaceae. Gene Ontology annotation, cellular component: COP9 signalosome.